CAAAUAACGCAAGUAAAUCGAGAGAAAUCGAACCAAAUCGUCUGGAUUUGCAGAUUUUUUUUUAAGCUAAAAACAUACAAAAAUGCCCGUGUACGAAAUAGCUCCCGUUGUGUUUGAUAUCGGUUCCGCUUAUACAAAAUUGGGUUUUGUAGCCGAACCGUAUCCACGAACAAUUACUCCGACCGAAGUGAUAUCGGGAACGUCGCCAACCACAUCAAAAUCCCUUUUUAGCUACAACAAUCAGCUUCAAUUUUACGAUCAAGUAGUGGAUUUCAUUCAAACGUUGUUCUUCAAGCACUUGCUCGUCAAUCCGAAAGAGCGGAAGGUGGUCAUCGUCGAGAGUGUUCUCUGUCCGACGGAGAUUCGUGAUGUAUUUGCCAAGGUGUUGUUUCGUCACUUUGAAAUUUCAUCGAUACUGUUUGUGCCCUCGCAUUUAGUGUCUUUGUCCACGCUGGGAAUUGAAACGGCUUUAGUUGUUGAUAUCGGCCAAAAGGAAGCGACGGUAAUUCCAGUGUAUAGCGGUAUUCAGGUGUUGCAUUCGUGGCAAGCACAACCAUUGGCUGCUGAAUCUGUACAUGCCGAAAUCAAACGGCAACUGCUGGAGAAUGGCGUAUCUAGCGACUUACUCACCGAUGAAGUGAUCGAAGAAAUCAAAAUUCGAACAUGCUUUGUAACCACGUACGAACGAUCACAACAGCACAAGAAUGGCGACGAGGUCACACCUCCGCCCGAUGUAAAUUAUCCGAUCCAGGGCAAAGAAACGAUAACUAUUCCGGGGAAAUUGAGAGAAACUGCGUAUGAAGUCUUGUUUCCAGAAGAUAACGAUCGUUUGGGUUUACCGUAUAUCAUUUUAGAUGCAAUUGUUGCUUGUUCAAUCGAUAUGCGUAGGACGCUGCUGGAAAAUCUAGUGAUUAUUGGCGGCACAGCCAUGGCACAGGGUCUGAUGGCUCGUCUUAAAUGUGAACUACUCGCCCUUUUGAAAACGGAUGUCUACAAAGAGAAAUUGCAUGCAAGCAUCGUGAAAUUCCAUCGAGUGCCGGCGAAGGAGAACUUUGCAGCCUGGCUGGGCGGAUCCAUUUACGGUGGCACGGAAAUGCUCAAGACAAAAGGACUUACUAAGGAAAACUACAUGAAAUUGAAUCGAGUUCCCGAUUGGACCAAUUUAGAAGACAAUCGUCCAUGGGGAAAUUGAGUUAAUAUUUAUUCCAUAUUACACGUUACUAUUUUUUUUAAUUGUUUUUUCAAAUAAAAUUAGAACGACACUAAGCUAUUAAGUCUA
Molecule: messenger RNA, 1279 nt
Organism: Sitodiplosis mosellana (orange wheat blossom midge)
Lineage: Eukaryota; Metazoa; Arthropoda; Insecta; Diptera; Cecidomyiidae
Product: actin-related protein 10-like
Exons: 3
Coding region: 83-1192 (369 amino acids)
Biological process (GO): retrograde axonal transport of mitochondrion
Source: RefSeq, a predicted model, not a curated record